Molecule: messenger RNA, 1917 nt
Organism: Hyposmocoma kahamanoa
Lineage: Eukaryota; Metazoa; Arthropoda; Insecta; Lepidoptera; Cosmopterigidae
Product: cAMP and cAMP-inhibited cGMP 3',5'-cyclic phosphodiesterase 10A-like
Exons: 12
Coding region: 1-1917 (638 amino acids)
Biological process (GO): signal transduction; negative regulation of receptor guanylyl cyclase signaling pathway
Molecular function (GO): 3',5'-cGMP-stimulated cyclic-nucleotide phosphodiesterase activity; protein binding
Source: RefSeq, a predicted model, not a curated record
AUGUAUGAGCCAAGGCAAGUGAAAUCAAGUAAAAGUAGACAAGGAAACCUGACUCCAGGCCAUUCAGCUGGCGAUAAUGCUAGUAAAAAGGCUGUGGACAUUAGCACGACACGAGUGCAACCUCAUUUUAUGGUGCCUCCAGAGAAAUUAGAUAAAGUAACUAAGAGAGUCAUAGCUCCUUAUGCACAAAUUGAACGCAAAGGAUUAAAAGAAGACGAGGUAAAAGAAGGGACGUACCUAGACAUCAACAGGUUUAACGUAUUUCUAGAAGAUACUGUCGACUUGGAUUCACUGUUCUACGAGACUGCUAUGGUUUUGAAAACUGUUACAAGCAGUUCAGGAGUGUUUGUGUACACUGUGAAUAAAUUAAAAAAUGAAAUCGUCUUAAUGUCACAAAAUACAAAGAAUCCUGAUCGUCAUGAAGUCAAUAUACCAAUCGCUGAAGGGAAAAUAGCGGCAGCGCACGUGGCAGCAACUAAAGAGUUUCUAUUGCUGGAUGAUGUACAGAGAGAUAGACGGUUCGCCGAAGGUCUGCGCUGGGUGGAAGCUAAGGUUGCGUUGUGCAUGCCCGUUGUAAAGCCUGAUGGAGACUGCUAUGCUGUUUUGGAGCUGUAUAGAACGCGUGCUGAGCCGUAUGAUAAUAACGUAGUGUACACAGUGGUUAGCGUAGCGUGCUGGGCGGGUGCAGCAGCACACCAAGCUCAAGCCCGUAUCACUCUGCAGAAGACAGCACAUCUCAACACUGAGUUAAGGACGCUGUUGCAGAACUACUUCUGCAACCUUGUGUCCAUUGAUACUAUGAUCACUGAUAUGCUGGCGGUUGUCAAAUCGUUUGUGGGUUCCAUGCGCAGCAGCUUCUACAUCAUCGACCGCGACAACAUUAACGCGCAGAUCCUCGCGGAAAUGUGGGACGACGGCUGGGCCUCAGAGCGAACCACGAUGCCCAGAAAGAAGAUGAAGAUUAACCUGUCCUCUGAAACGACACCAGCUGGUUUAGUAGCACGAACCGGCCAGUCACUGAACGUAGAAGACGCCUACAAAGAUCCCCGUUUCACAAAAGAAAUAGACCAGACCACGGGAAAUGUCGUCAGAUCCGUAUUAGCUUUCCCUAUUGUUGAUAAAGAUGGCGUUAUUGGCGUGGUGACACUCACUAACAAGACAAAUUCGCAGUCAUUCAACGAACAUGACGUCAAGAUUUUCGAAGUCUUCACCAGCUACUGCUCGCUUAUUGUUCACUUUUACAAUAUGCAGCUCAAGAAACAGCAUUAUGAAGGACUCAACAAAGUGUGGCAUGAACUUAUGCAACUACACCUAAAGCCUUGCAAACACGACUUCGAAGAGCUAAUGGAAACUAAUGGGCUGGUGUUGGCACCUCCUAAUUUCAGAAGCUUCGACUACCACAUCAGCGAAGGCAACAAAGAAGACAUGGCGGGCCUAGUCUGUUACAUGUACAUCGAGACUUUCGCGGAUCGUAACUUCGAUAGGCCUCAGCUUGCUGACUUCGCUCUGACAAUCCUCCGAUGCUAUAGACCAAAUCCUUAUCAUAACGCAGAGCAUGCAUUCUGUUUCACGCACACCAUGUUCAUAAUAUUGACAAAUAACUCUGGAUAUUUUGAUUUUCAUGAGACGGUAGCUUUAAUGAUAGCAGGACUGUGCCACGAUUUAGAUCAUCCAGGUUAUAACAACAACUUCCUGUCUCUGUCCAAGCAUGCGAUUGCCUCCAUGUACAAGAAUUCGAUGUUGGAAUACCAUCACUUCUUUCUUGCUAAGAAGAUUAUUGAACCGUUCAAUACGAGAAAAAAGAAACCUAAGCACGCGCUCAGAGAGGUGAAUAAACGUUGCCCACCGUGUGCAGUCGUGCGGAACCAAAUGCUGGGCUUGUACAAGGAUUAUAAUGUAAAUGAAAGACUUGUCUAA